GUGACGGCCCCAGGAGUCUGCAGGGCCCUGGGGGGCCGGGACAGGCUGAAGGAUCCCUGCAAGGCCCCGACCCCCAUGCUGACCCAGGCUGGCUAACGGAGCUGCUGGCAUCGCCCGGGGCCCAUGCCACGGGNNUUAACCCCUCUCUGCUUUACCCUCAGGACCUGCUGGGCUGGUCGCGGAAGGACCUGUGUAGUGAGUUUGGCAUCGGUCGCCCUCGCCAGACCGAGACCUUCGACUGGAGCCGCCCAGCUGUGUCCAGGGAGAGAGACUGGCCUGCUGAGACUGAGCAGGGCCAGAAAUUUGGGGAGGGCUGGAGCAGCAACUAUGGAGCCACGGAGCUGAUGGGGGACACAAGACUCAGCAGCAGCGACUGGUCCCAACCUCUCAGCACCAGAGAGAGCUGCCUGCAGGAUUCAGACUUCAGUGCCACCACAGCCAAGUGGGGCCCAGGCUAUGGCCUGGGCCGUACUGGCAGCAGAGAGCACCUUGGCUCUGGGCAGGCUGACUGGGGCAGUGGCCUUGGCACAGGGCACAGCCAGCAGCAGGAUGAGGAGCCACGCUCAGGGCAGCCCACCUGGGUGGGCAGAUACAGUGCUGGGGACACAGAGAUGAAGGACAGAGAGCUCACCUCAGACUGGGCUAGUAAAUACAGCAGCCAGGAUGCUGGGAGCAAGGACCAGGAUUUGACACUGGGCUGGGCUGGCAGAUCCAGCACUGGGGACACUGGGAGCCCAGACAAGGAGCUCAGCCCCAGCCGUCCAGCCUGGGACAGCAGGUACAGCACCCGAGACAUGGAGAGCCAGGACCGGGAGUUCAGCCCCAGCAGGCCAGACUGGACUGAGGAAUACAGGAACAUGGAGAGUCAGGACAGGGAGUUCAGCCCCAGCAGGCCCGCCUGGACUGAGGAAUACAAGGACACAGAGAGUCAGGACAGAGAGUUCAGCCCCAGCAGGCCAGCCGAAGGCAAGGAGUACAGCACUGGGAAUGUGGAGACCCAAGACCAGGAAUUCAGUCCCAGCAGAGUGGCCUGGGAUGACAGGUACAGCACCAGGGACAUGGAGAGCCAGGACCAGGAGUUCAGUCCCAGCAGGCCAGCCUGGGGUGGCAGAUCCAGCACCAGGGACAUGGAGAGCCAGGACCAGGAGUUCAGCCCCAGCAGACCAGCCUGGGAUGACAGAUCCAGCACCAGGGACAUGGAGAGCCAGGACAGGGAGUUCAGCCCCAGUGGAGCAGCCUGGGGUGACAGAUCCAUCACCAGGGACAUGGAGAGCCAGGACAGGGAGUUCAGCCCCAGCCGACCAGCUGAAGCCAGUGAGUGCAGCACCAGGGACCCGGAGACCCAGAGUGGGGAGUUCAGCCCCAGUGGAGCAGCCUGGGGUGACAGAUCCAUCACCAGGGACAUGGAGAGCCAGGACAGUGCAUGCGCACCCAGCAGAAUAGCCUGGGAUAGUGGGCACAGCACCAGGGACAUGGAGACCCAGGAUGGGGAGUUGUUCAGCUCCAGCCGGCUGAGCUGGCCUAGUGAGCACAGUGUUGGCCAGACGGGGCUGGUCAGGGUUGAGGAGGACAUGCCCAGCUCCCACUGCCCUGAUCCCCCAGCCCAGGAGCUCACCUGGGGCAGUGCCCACCGACAGGAGCACAGCAGCUCCAGCAGCAGAGACUGGGCUGAGCAGCACGAAGGGGCUGAGUGCCACCACCAGUUCAGUGUCAUUGGGACAGAGCGGGCACCAGACCCCUGCAGCACUGGAGCCUCGGAUGGCUCCAUGCAUGAGCUGGAUGCAUCCAGCUGGAGUGUGGAGCCGCAGGAUGCCGAGGCCAAGCGCCAGGAGUGGGCGAGUGCGUUCGGCGCGCGCUGUGCCGCCCGCAGCCGUGACCUUGGAGCAGGGGAGUGCAGCCUGGGAGCGGACAGUGGCAUGGAGGAUGGCAGGAACCUCCAGCUCUCAACCCCCAGCCCGGCCAUGGAUGAUGAUCCAGCUGACCCCCCAGCUGUGGAGCCCCCCCAGAGCAAGCAACCCAACCCUGCCGAGGAGGACUGUCCAGAGCCAGAUGGAGAAAGCCCCCCGGGCUGGGAGGAGCAGCAGCUCUCCCUGAGCACCCCCCAGCCCGAGGGGUCCAUGGAGCAGGAGUUCCCCUUCCUGGAGGACACAGAGCUCCUGGACAGCAGCGUGUUCCGGAGCAAGGCCAGCCUGGGCCGCAAGCGCCCGCACCGGGCACCAGCUCUGCGUCCUGUUACUGCUGAGGGGGAUAGCUGGAUCUUCCGGGACUCCACAGAGCCCCGGCCAGCCCCAGCAGCAUCCUCUGACGAGGAGGCAGCGGAGGAGCCCCGGAGCCGACGAGUGCGCAGCUCCCCCUCAGGCAGGGGGGUCAAGGUGCCCCUCUUCCCUGGUCUCAGUGCCUCUGCCAUCAAGGCCAAGCUGAGAGGUCGCAACCGCUCAGUUGAGGAGGGGACAUCCUCAGGGGACAGCAAGGGGACCCCCUUCAAGGAGCCCCACGUACAACGCUCCAAGUCCUGCAAGAUCCCUGGCAUGAGUGGGAAACCUCCGGCACUGCCUCCCAAGCCAGAGAAAUCCUCAGGGUCUGAGCCCUCUUCUCCACACUGGCUGCAGGCCCUGAAGCUGAAAAGGAAGAAGCCCUGA
Acanthisitta chloris (rifleman) is the source of this 2639-nucleotide messenger RNA. It is a transcript of the gene CNOT12, whose product is annotated as tankyrase 1 binding protein 1, 182kDa. The transcript is spliced from 11 exons. The annotation marks the transcript as partial. Gene Ontology annotation, biological process: double-strand break repair; cellular response to ionizing radiation. The record is from RefSeq and is a predicted model, not a curated record. Gene Ontology annotation, cellular component: heterochromatin; nucleus. Lineage: Eukaryota; Metazoa; Chordata; Aves; Passeriformes; Acanthisittidae.